Molecule: messenger RNA, 4220 nt
Organism: Pangasianodon hypophthalmus (striped catfish)
Lineage: Eukaryota; Metazoa; Chordata; Actinopteri; Siluriformes; Pangasiidae
Gene: rnf34b
Product: ring finger protein 34b
Exons: 8
Coding region: 131-1309 (392 amino acids)
Biological process (GO): negative regulation of extrinsic apoptotic signaling pathway via death domain receptors; proteasome-mediated ubiquitin-dependent protein catabolic process; protein K48-linked ubiquitination
Cellular component (GO): plasma membrane; cytoplasm
Molecular function (GO): ubiquitin protein ligase activity
Source: RefSeq, a predicted model, not a curated record
CAUGACGUUAUGCUCUGUGCUGCACACUGGGAGAGAGAGAGAGAGAGAGAGAGAAGACGUAAUGGAGUAAUUCCGCUGCAAUGCUCGUCAUUUUUAUUACAUUUCACCAAUUCUGCAGCGUGGAGUUGCAAUGAAGGCCUCUAUGUGGGCUUCGUGUUGUGGUUUAUUGAACGAUCUGAUUGGUUCAGGGGCGGUUCGAGGCCAUCAGGCUGGGUUUGGGAGCGGAGCCGGGCCAUUCAGAUUUGCUCCUGGCGCUGGCUAUUCUGCCUACCCUUCAACGAGCUCCACUCAAUCACCAUCUAGCCCCGCCCCCUCAAAUGGAGCAGCGUGCAAAGCCUGUGGUCUCGCCUUCUCUGUCUUCAGAAGAAAGCACGUGUGUUCAGACUGUGGGCGGAGCUUCUGUGCACUCUGUAGCGUCCUGCAGGAGAACCUGCGGCGCUGCUGCGUGUGCCACGCCCUGUGGGCGACGGCGUUUGAACGGGCGCGCCUCAUGCGUCUGCGAGUACGUGACCUGCGUCGCUACCUUACAUUGCGAGACAUUAGCACAGAUGCAUGCACUGAGAAGGAGGAACUUGUCGAGCUUGUACUGCAACACAUGGGGGUGGAUCUUCAGGAGGAGGAGGAGGAGGAGGAGGAGGAGGAGAGUGAGGAAGCAAACACUGAAGCCCCGCCCUCUGAUUUAGCCCUGCCCGUUGAUGCUGCACCCGCCACCCCCCAGCAGCCUGCACUGUCUGUCUCCGCCCCUCAGGAAGAAACACACAGCACUAACAACAGCUCAGGAACCAGCCAGGAUUGUGGGGACGUUGCCUCUGUGUCUCUCCUCCCCCUGGAGAACAAUGAACGUUUACUAGAGUCCAGCCCAGUGACUCAGAGGAGGGCUCGAGCCUCUAUCUCUGAUCUCUCCAGCGAGGAUGACAUCGAGUUGUUAACGGUUCGGCAGCUGAAGGAAAUUCUGGCCAGGAACUUUGUGAAUUUUUCAGGCUGCUGUGAGAAAUGGGAGCUGGUGGAGCGUGUGCAGCGUUUAUACAGAGAGCACCAACACAACCGCACCUCCUUGGAAAACAUGAGCAACAGCAUCACUGCAGUCGUGGCGUAUCCUCCUUCUAUAUGUGAUGGAGGUGUUGGAGGUGUGGCUCCUCUCAGUACCGUGGAUGAAAAUGUGUGUCGUAUCUGCAUGGACGCUGUGAUCGACUGUGUCCUGCUUGAGUGUGGUCACAUGAUCACAUGUACCCGGUGUGGCAAGAAAAUGAACGAGUGUCCCAUCUGCCGGCAGUACGUGGUGCGAGCUGUACACGUCUUUAAGUCCUAAACACACAAACACACACAUGCACACUGAUAGCCUUCAUCUUCCUGACUGAAUCAGCUUCUGAAAUCAUUGAAGGUUACAUCGUGGCUACAUCCCAAAUUCCUCCACAAGGGGACAAGUUUCUGACUGGUUAGGGUCUGAAUUUGAACAUAGAGGCUCUUUUUAAUUAGUGUUUUUCAAAUGCGCUCUUGUUGAUUUCUCCUAAUGACUCAAAGGUGUGUAUGACCUACGUCACACGAGUGUGCACUCACAGCACAGUGGAGGAAGUAUGUUAAUGGGGCAGACUCUAGCUAUCCUGUUUAUUAUCUAGUGUGCUAUGUACCUAGCAUACAAAAUGGCUAGCAAUGUAAGUAGCAAUUCCAUCAGCUGUCAUGUACAGAUGGAGACAAUCAAAUGUUUGAGAUGUGAAAUGUUAAGCUCCUAUUUACGCAUAUGAACAGCUUUAUCCGCCAUUGAAAAGGCAACUGCAAUCAAGUGCAGCAAUGCCUUCUAGCUAAAAGUUGUGCUCCUGCGGUCUACGUUGACACUGACUCGACCCCGCAUCUAACGACCAUUUAUUGGCCGUCUAACAUUCAUCUAACAAACCUCACUCGAGCUGCUAAAGUAAUCAAAGUAAACAACACUAGGGAACUAGGGGAAGAGAAGUGGACAAGGGCGCAUUAAAAACAGUACUGGAAUGCAGCACGCUUAGUCUUUCCAUGUGUACCGUGUGUGUUGGUGUGUGUAGAAGGUAUAAGAUGAAAAAGUGAAGUGUGAAGGUCCUCCUUGCUGUAGCAGAACUGAAGCCAGCAGUGAUUAGAGGUGCCAAAUGUACUCAACUUUACUGAUUUGUUCGCUGUGCUUUAAUACAGUGUUUAUCUACUGUGUUUAUUAUUAAACCCCUACAGCAUAGUUCAUAUUAGCAUAUUACCUAAGUACUAAAUAAAUUCAUUUCUUAAAUGCAACACCAGACACUGAUAGGAACCUUACCAACAAUAUUUAUCUUUUUAUUUCUGAAUUAACUAUAAGUUAAAAACAUACUUGGCAUCCUUCCUCCCAAACGGCCAUUGAGGUUAAUAUUUAGGUUUUGUAGCUAAAGAUUAGCUACCGCAGUUUAAACCACUGAAAGUUUUUGUUUUGUAUGGUAACAUCACUUUAUUUUAUGUAAUAUCUUUAUGUUAAUACUUUAUUUAACUUUAUUUAAUAAUUACAAGUUAGCUACUAUCUUUUGCAGGUCCAAUAACACUUCUUGAUAUAACACUAUUUUGUGGUGAUACCAGCUAUUUGUUUUGCUAACACUGGCAACUUCUCAUUGUUACUGUUUAGCAGCUAGCUCUAUUUAAUACUUUAUUUUGGGAAACUAUUAGCUAGCUAGCUGUUUAUGAUUAGCUAACCUCUAAGCUAGCUAUGACAACCUCUGUUGUAAUGCUCACCAGCCUGAUAGAUUUAAUAUUUUAAUGUAUAAAACAAAAUAUUUUUUAGACUUAUUAAACUAGCUAGCUAUUUUGGUAAUUAUUUAGCUGUUUAUGUUUAGCUACUUUAGUGACAGCCCUAUGGUGUAUAGCUAGCUAGCCUUUUCUGUUUGGUCUCAACUAUUUUUCAUUGUAUUAAUCUUUCACCAUGAAUUUGAGGAUUAUUUAUUUUGUCACAGUAUUUUGCUUUCAUAUGAAUCUUACACAUACCCACAGUUAUAGCUGUGUUUCUGCGCAGACAUUAUGAAAUUUGAUUAAUUCAGAUUUUGGUAUGUGAUGUUUAGCUACUGCAGUUUAAACUUAGAACUUAACCUAAGCUUAAAGGUUUUGUUGUUGUGUAUGUGUAAAAUGCCCCAUUAUUUUAUUUAAUACUAUUAUUAUUAUUGUUUUAUUAUUGUUUUAUUUAAUAAUUGGUAGUUUACUGCUAUGUUUUGCUACUCCACGAACAACCUCUUGGGGUAACAUGAUUUUAUGGAGGUAUUAGCUAACUAUCUAUGUUUUGCUAACAUACUUCACUGGCUUCAUUACCUUAUCAUGUGACACUAUUAGCUAGCUAGCUAUUUUUGUUUAGCUAACAGGUUCCUGACAGCCCCUGUCUGGUGAAAGCCCUAUGGUGUAAGGCUAGCUAGCCUCUUCUGUUUGAUCCCAACUAACUGUUUUUCUUUUUAUUAAUCUUUCACUAUGAAUUAUAUUUAUUUUGUCACAGUAUUUUGUUUUUAUGUGAAUCUUACACAUAUACACAGGUAUAGCUGACCUGUGUAUCUGCACAGACAUUAUAGAAUUUAAUGAAUUAGAGAUAAAUUCACCAGGAGGUCAACUGUAAUUAUGUGCAUCACUACAGGUUGCACCAAAACCAAGCCCUACGUUCUUACUCACUAUUUCCUACUCACUAUUCCCUGCUCACUAUUCCCUACUCCCAACAAGUAAAGUGCAUUAUAGGUAUUCUGUACCAGGGACUUGAUUGACAGUUAUGAUUUGUUUCUGUCUAGACAGUUGAACAGAUUUUUUUUUCAAUGUUUAAUUGAACCCAUUUAGGCAAAGCCAAAAAAAAAAAAAAAAAUCCAGAUGACAAGUAAUUUAGUCAUUAUUAACACCUUCAUGUGAGUUUUGAAAAAAAAAAUUACAGGCUGCAUGGUGUUAUUUUUUUGCAUUUAUUAUAAUUUAAGAUUCUGCCACGAAUAUUAUGGAUGAUACAUUUUGUCUUUAUUUCAUAUGAAAAUUUUCCUUUUAAUCUGUAAAACUGUAACACACUGUAUUACAUUAUAUUUUAUAUAUAUAUAUAUAUAUAUAUAUAUAUAUAUAUAUAUAUAUAUAUAUAUAUAUAAAAUAUAUUGUACACACUGUUGCCUGUACAAUAGAUGAUUUUUGGAUAACCAUAUGAAAAUAGGAUUACAAUUUGAAUUAUUUGUGAGGACUUGAAUCAUGCUCAUGUCUCUUUUAUUGUGUGUGGGUUUAAUGUGCAA